This is a messenger RNA of Anneissia japonica, 1183 nucleotides long. RefSeq lists its product as uncharacterized. Gene Ontology annotation, molecular function: protein binding. NCBI's taxonomy places the organism in Eukaryota, Metazoa, Echinodermata, Crinoidea, Comatulida, Comatulidae. The record is from RefSeq and is a predicted model, not a curated record. Gene Ontology annotation, biological process: signal transduction. Bases 31 to 918 code for a protein of 295 amino acids. The transcript has 3 exons.
GACCUCACCAUUACAAAAGUCUCUGAGGAAAUGAAUUUCAGCUGGAGAAGGGUUGGAGUCCGUUUGGGACUUAAGUGGUCAAAAGUGAACAUGUUCAAUUCUAAUGAUACGCAGACUCAAAAGGCUGCCGAAAAUAUGAUGAAUUACUGGAGGAGCAACCUUAGUAGCGAUAUUCAUCAACGUAAAAUGCUGUCCACUGCCCUGAAACAACAUAAGCUCAGGAAACUAGCUGAAGAAUUGUUUGGGGGAGAAAUUGGCGAUGAAAAUCUUGACACUCAGGAAGGAGGAAAAUGUUUUAAUGAUCAAGAUUUGCUGUUCAUCUGUGACCAACUGGAUCCCGAAUCAUGGAGGAGACUGGGAGUGCGUCUUAAACUCAAGUGGAGCGAUAUUAAAAAAAUAGCAAACAACAACAGACAGGUAGAGGACCGCAUCAUGGAAUUGUUGGUUACUUGGAGGGAUUUCCAAACAAAAAACCAAGUACCAAUCAUGGUAAAAGCUUUGAGACAACAGCAGCUUGUUGGACUUGCACGAGAUGUAUCUGAAAGGCAUGGCUACAGUGAUGAGCCAGAAGUUGCACAAACUCAGACAAAUAAAAAAUAUCAAACACUAGAGCAUGGUUGCUUAGAUGAUACCGACAUGUUGAUUAUCUCUGAGAGUCUUGAUAAUGACUGGAAGUAUUUUGGGAUUUACUUAGGUUUGAAAAGAUCUGAAAUAAAUCAAAUUCAGUCAGACUUUACACCACCAACUGUAGACGCCUCUAUUGAAAUGUUGGUACAGUGGCGAGAAAGACAGAAAGCUGAAGUAAAUCAUCUCAAAACAAUUACUGAAGCACUGAACAAAGUUGAACGAAUAGAUAUCAAGGAAGAACUUGAGUCAUACUACCAGAACAAAUACGGAAAAAUUGAAGCAAAGGUGUAAAGGAACAUUUUAAAGAUGAUAACAGUGCAAUAAAAAAAUGACACCAGAAUAUAAUUUUACCGUGGUUACAUACACCAUAGUCCACAUUAGGUUACUUUUUAAUCAAGAAAUUAUAUUUUGCUCGCCUUUUGAUCAUCCAAACUGCAUACUUUUGAUGCUGUCAUCCAGGACUGUAGAUAUUGAAUACAAAAUAUACUGAAAACAUUAGUUUCAACUUUUUCUUUGGAUGAUUAUGUAUAUAUAAACCGAAAGGUCCACUGAUUAA